UAAAUGAGCACCUGGUGGCGCCUGCUGGCCCGGCUGCGGAGCCCGGACUGAGGUUGGAGCAGCGUAGGAGGCGAAGCGCAGGCACCCUGGACGGUCUCUCGCACUUUUUAAAACAUAUAUUUCAUCAUUGUCGACAAGUUUUAAAACUGUUCAUCCCAAGAGUGUCAAGUGAAAGUCAGGCUGCGGGUCUAAAAUCAGCCGGUGCGCUCAGCAGUUUCGGAUAAUUUGUUGUUUUCUGAGUUUUGACAGAGGUCGUCCACUGAGCGCAACAACUGCUGCAAAGCGUCGUUUGGACCAGUCAGUGGACGUUUGUUAUUCAGGGCAAAAACACAGCUUUACUUCGUCUAAUACAGACUUCGUCUAAAAGUUUGGACGGCUGUCAAGCACACUUCUUCGUGUCUUUUUAGGUAUGCCUGUGGUCAUCAGUGUGUCUCCGGACAGGUAACCAGGUGUGUUGCUGCUGUCAUGGCCUUGUCAACCCUGCGGCUGUUUCCUGUCACUGUGCUCACAGUCUUGGUGGCACUGGUGUCGUCUUCAGAGGACCAUGAGUGGCACUUUAACCCAGCUCAGUGUCGUUACGCCUUGGGUAUGGAGGAUGGCACCAUCCCAGACUCUGACAUUACUGCCUCCAGCGCCUGGUCAGACUCCACUGAGGCCAAACAUGGAAGGUUGAGUACUGGAGAGGGGGAUGGAGCAUGGUGUCCUGCAGGAGCCGUUUUCCCCAGUGGAUCAGAAUACCUUCAGGUAGACCUGCACAAACUCCACUUCCUGGCUCUGGUUGGUACCCAGGGUCGUCAUGCCGAUGGGCAUGGCCAGGAGUUUGCCCGCAGUUAUCGGCUCCGCUAUUCCCGAGAUGGAGUGAAAUGGAUCACCUGGAAGGACCGCUGGAGCCAGGAAGUGGUGUCAGGGAAUGAGAACACCUAUGAUGUUGUGCUGAAAGACCUGGGUCCUCCCAUUGUGGCUCGCAUGGUGCGCUUCUACCCCCUGGCUGACCGGGUUAUGAGUGUUUGCCUUCGGGUGGAGCUCUAUGGCUGUGUAUGGAACGAUGGGUUGAAAGCUUACACAGCUCCAGUGGGUCACGUCAUGCACCUGUCUGGCAUGCCUGUCUAUCUAAACGACUCCACCUACGAUGGGAGCACUGAGCAAGGGAUGCAGUUUGGAGGCCUGGGUCAGCUUUGUGAUGGCGUCCUCGGAGGAGACGACUUCAUACAAACUAAAGAGCUGAGGGUGUGGCCUGGGUAUGACUACCUGGGCUGGAGCCGGGAAGCCCUUGGGCAAGGCAACGUGGAUAUUGAGUUCCACUUUGAGAAACCACGUGUCUUCCACAACAUGCAGGUGCACAGUAACAACCGCCACACCCAGGGUGUCCGAGUCUUCAACAAGGUAGAGUGUCUUUUUAAGCCUGGCAUCCUCCAGCCCUGGUCCUCUCCUGCCCUCACUCUGCCUGUGCCCCUUGAGGAUUUAAAGGACCCCUCCUCAAGACCCAUCUCCCUCCCACUCGGCGCCCGGCUGGCUCAGAUCCUCCGCUGCACAUUCUACUUCGCUGACCGCUGGCUGCUCAUCAGCGAGAUAUCUUUCCUCUCUGAGCCAUUUGAGGAGGAUGUUACAGAGACUGAUUCAUUUCCUCCUAAUCAUCCCAAGAUUCCUACCACCAGUUCCUCUCCUCCUCCCGUUAACCACACCUCCUCCUCUCCCACAUCGAGCCACAGCUCCUCCAAUACCACUGCUGGCCCAUCUGAACCCCCCACCACCACCUCCUUCAUGAUGGACACCACUGGUAACUGGACGCUGACAGAUCCAGAAUCUAGUGCAAACACUCCAAGGGCGGGGCUUCCUGUAGCCAAGGAUGACAGCAGUAAUACAGCUAUUCUGAUUGGCUGCCUGGUGGGCAUCAUCCUUCUGCUGCUGGCUGUAAUAGCCGUCAUUCUGUGGAGGCAGUACUGGAAAAAGAUACUGGGCAAGGCCCAGGGUAGUCUGUCCAGUGAUGAGCUGCGGGUUCACCUGUCAGUCCCCUCGGACAACGUGGUCAUCAACAACACACACAGCUACUCGAGCCGCUACCAGCGCAUCCACACUUUCCCCGACGACCGUGACCAUGACAGAGAGGGAGAAGGAGAGUACCAAGAGCCCAGUGCUCUGCUACGGCCAAGGGAUCACAGAGACAGUACAGCCUUGCUGUUAAACAACCCAGCCUAUCACCUGCUCCUGUCAGAUCACAGAAAAGGCUCGAGACCCCUAGUCGUCCCCAGCACCACUCAGGCUCAGGAAAAGAGCCUCAAUGUGCCCCAGGCCUGUGGUUUGGAUAUGGACAUGGAGAAGGGUUUCCCCCCAACUCACGAAGAGCCUCCUCCCUACCCUGGCUCCCCUCCUUACCCUUCCCUGUCUCCCCCUGUGUCUCCCCCACUGCCUCCCAGUGUUCCUCAUUACGCUGAGGCAGACAUCGUGAGCCUGCAGGGUGUCAGCGGUAACAACACCUACGCUGUGCCCGCCUUGGCCUCCUCGAGCCCCGGGGCCGACGCCGCCCCGCUACCGGAGCUACCUCGCCAGUGUCUCAUCUUCAAGGAGAAACUGGGAGAGGGACAGUUUGGAGAGGUGCACCUGUGUGAAAUCGAGAGCCCUCAGGACCUUCCCAACUUGGAGUUCCCCUUCAAUGUGAGAAAAGGUCGCCCUCUCCUGGUAGCAGUGAAGAUACUGCGCCCAGACGCCUCCAAAAAUGCCAGGAAUGACUUCCUGAAAGAGGUGAAGAUCCUGUCUCGCCUGAAGGACCCGAACAUCAUCCGUCUGCUGGGAGUGUGUGUGAGCAGUGAUCCCCUCUGUAUGGUCACUGAGUACAUGGAAUGUGGAGACUUGAACCAGUAUCUGUCCCACCGAGUGCUUCUGGACAAGACAGGGCCUUCACACAAUACCCCCACCAUCAGUUACCCGGCCCUCAUCUCCAUGGCCAGUCAGAUUGCGUCAGGAAUGAAGUUCCUCUCCUCCCUCAACUUCGUGCACCGGGAUCUGGCAACACGUAACUGUCUGGUCGGGGGUGAGAAGGGUGAGAGCGGAGAGGAUCGGGGUGGCGAGCGUCACAUCAAGAUAGCUGACUUUGGCAUGAGCAGGAACUUGUAUGCUGGGGACUACUACAGGAUCCAGGGCAGAGCUGUGCUGCCAAUACGCUGGAUGGCCUGGGAGUGUAUACUCAUGGGUAAGUUCACCACGGCCAGCGAUGUGUGGGCAUUCGGGGUCACUCUGUGGGAGAUGCUGAGCGUUUGUCAGGAGCAGCCGUACUCCAACCUCACAGAUGAACAAGUCAUCGACAACGCUGGGGAGUUCUUCAGAGACCAGGGCAGACAGGUGUAUUUGAGCAAACCGGCUGUGUGUCCUCAGGGUCUCUACGAGCUUAUGUUGAGUUGCUGGAACAGAGACUGCAAGCUCCGCCCAUCCUUCGCCUACAUCCACUCCUUUCUUACUGAGGACGCCAUGAACAUGGUGUAGAGAGAGAAUCAGAGAAACACAACAAGGAGAAUGGCAACGCUAAAGAAGGGAAAUGUCUCGUACGUUUAUGCAUCUGUGCUACAACAGGAAGGUGUGGUGGAGGUGCUGCACAGCGGAGACUGAUGAGGAGGGAGAGUGGGAUGCUGCUUUUAUAUUUUUACUUUUUGGGUGGAUGGGGCUGAGACACCGCUGGUUCGGUUUAUUUCCACAUCAAUGCCCAACCCCCAAGGCAAAACUAACCCCAGCUUUAGAUAGGUAACAGUCUGAGCUACAUUUCACAGUGGGUUGGUGGUGGGUGCAGUCUGCAAAGGAACUUUCUCUCUUCUCAGAUACUCAACAUAAAGGUUUGUGUGACUGGUGAUGAAGUGCUGUAUAGUUCAUGACACAAGAAGCUGCAAAGGCUAAUUAACAGAAAAUACUCCAAACUAGGACCAUAGCAAGCUAAUGCUACAUACAGGGUAACAGUUAAAGGUGCACAUGCGCUACAUAAACUUCUCUCGACAGAACACCUAUCGUUCAGAUAUGAAAAUGCACACACAGGGAUUGUCUUAGUAUUUAUAUUAUGUAUAGCCUACUGGACACAUUUUAAUCAGUCUAAUUCAGGAAGAUUGCUCCAAGCUUCAGCCCCAUUUGCCCAUCUGAGACACAAAAAAUGAUAAUCCACAAAAGGUCUAUGAAAAGAUUUUAACUUUCAGACAUGGCUGAUGGCAAACUUGGUGAUAAGGAGAACUCACUAUGUUUGUUUACCCUUCAUCAAUCCUCUAUCUCAAGCCCAAAACCUUACAUAGUGACCUGAAAUUAUGGACUAUUGUGAAAUCAUGAGGACCAGAUAAACAUCAGCCCCGUUUUUGCAGUGCGAAAACGUCAAGUUUGCUCUCAACCACAGACAACUCCCCCCCCCGUGAAAAAGUCCAAGCUGUUUUUGAACCCCAUCUCUCAGCCACAAAGAGAACUGUACCCAUGGACUUCUCAAACCUGAGGAAACAGGCACAGAAGAGGAGACUCUGCUGCUGAUGAUGAGAUGUGACCCACAAACUGGAACAAACUGGGGCAAUCGAUGGGACAUCUGCAGAGGUGCUCAGGUGUUUUGGCAAUUUUUUGUAUCUGGUGGUGACCCAGAUACAAAGGAUAGAUGUAAAAUUCCACAACCAGCUGCACUUUAAAUCCUACAUGCAUAUCCCUGGCCAUGAUGAAACUCUUCUCUGUGAAGGGCCUGAUAUGAUUCCUGUCUUUGUGGAUUCUAAUUGCAUUUUACUUGCAGUGAUUUCAGAUAUUUGCCAAGGGAGAUCAAAAUUGGGGACAGUCUUUCUGCCUUUGUCAGAUCCUCUCCUACAAGGCAUUGCCAAACCAUUAAAGAUGUAAAAUAUUAUUAAAAAAAUGGAAUGGCACCAUCAAUUCAUCUCAUUUUAAAUGUAUGACGAUUUUUUUGUCCUGAAACUAUCAAUGUGUUGAGACGUGUUUACUCAUCGAACCAUCAGUCUUCGCUCAUCCAAAUGCAUUACUGUAUUUUCAAAACACAGAGUUUGGUAUGGUAAGUGAGAAUGCGAGGAGUUCUGAUUUUAGCGUGAAUGUCAACAUCAACCUCUGCAUUAUCCAAUGUUAGUACAUUAAGCUGACCAUGGUAGAAUCAAUGCAUCUACCUUACUGAUUGUAUAGCACUGUAAAUCAGUCCUGAGAUUAUCAAGAUUAUCAAGUAAUACAUGAUUACCGAUUGUGAAUGGUUGUGCCAUUUGAGUCAUUUUUGAUACACUGUAGUUCAACUAAACCCAUAUUUUUAUAUAUACUGUAUGUACUGUCUGAUUUCGUCCUUUUGUUUCUUUGAAGUUGCGCAUAAUGGUAUGUACAUAUUUUAAGGACAGAAUUGUAAUUUUCUUUACUAAUAUAUGGAAAGCUCUUUGUUACAUUCGGGGUCUUCUAUAUCUCUGUAGAAUGCUUGCUACCUUGAUGCCAUUGUAAUUCAUUGUUGUCUAUUUUUGUAGAUGUUUUAAUAAAGUUAACCUUUUCAAAUAA
This is a messenger RNA of Siniperca chuatsi (mandarin fish), 5487 nucleotides long. RefSeq names its product discoidin domain receptor tyrosine kinase 1 (gene ddr1). The transcript has 20 exons. Lineage: Eukaryota; Metazoa; Chordata; Actinopteri; Centrarchiformes; Sinipercidae. Gene Ontology annotation, molecular function: ATP binding; collagen binding; protein tyrosine kinase collagen receptor activity. Bases 466 to 3477 code for a protein of 1003 amino acids. Gene Ontology annotation, biological process: positive regulation of kinase activity; multicellular organism development; cell surface receptor protein tyrosine kinase signaling pathway. The record is from RefSeq and is a predicted model, not a curated record. Gene Ontology annotation, cellular component: membrane; signaling receptor complex.